This is a messenger RNA of Xyrauchen texanus (razorback sucker), 850 nucleotides long. It is a transcript of the gene unga, whose product is annotated as uracil DNA glycosylase a. The transcript has 6 exons. The record is from RefSeq and is a predicted model, not a curated record. Gene Ontology annotation, cellular component: nucleus; mitochondrion. Gene Ontology annotation, molecular function: uracil DNA N-glycosylase activity. Gene Ontology annotation, biological process: base-excision repair; base-excision repair, AP site formation via deaminated base removal. The coding region runs from base 71 to 850 and encodes 259 amino acids. NCBI's taxonomy places the organism in Eukaryota, Metazoa, Chordata, Actinopteri, Cypriniformes, Catostomidae.
ACACACACACACCUCUCUUCCCCUAGCUGUGGAAGUUUAUUUUGUUUAAAUAGUCAUUUCACUUGUAAAAAUGAUUGGACAGAAAAGCAUUAAAUCGUUUUUCUCGCCAACGACCAAAAAAAGAAAUUUGGAGGAUAUAUCUACAUGCCAUGAGGAUGCAAGGGAUGACGUGAAAAAGCUAAAGUUGGAGAGUAACAACGUUACAUCCUUGCCUUCACUGAGUCCCGAGCAACUGGAGCGGAUCGCCAAAAACAAGGCGGCGGCACUGGAACGACUGACGACACACCACAUUUGCCCGGACGGGUUCGGAAAGAGCUGGCGUGACGGGCUCAACGCAGAAUUCGGGAAGGCCUACUUUAAAUCAUUAAUGUCUUGUGUUGCUGAGGAGAGGCAAAAGCAUACCAUCUAUCCACCUCCACAUCAAGUUUUUACCUGGACACACAUGUGUGACAUUAAAGAUGUUAAAGUCGUGAUACUUGGCCAGGAUCCUUAUCAUGGACCUAACCAGGCUCAUGGACUGUGUUUCAGCGUCCAGAGACCUGUGCCACCUCCACCAAGCUUGGUGAACAUGUUCAAAGAACUGGCAUCAGACAUAGAAGGCUUUGAGCAGCCCAAUCAUGGAGAUCUUACCGGAUGGGCAAAGCAAGGAGUUCUGUUGCUGAAUGCUGUGUUGACUGUGCGUGCACACCAGGCCAACUCUCACAAAGACAAGGGGUGGGAGACAUUCACAGAUGCUGUGGUACACUGGCUCAGCACUAAUUUGCAGGGUCUUGUUUUUCUUCUCUGGGGCUCCUAUGCUCAAAAGAAGGGGGCUGCCAUCAAUAAGGUACGUGUGGCAGAUAGAACUUGA